Molecule: messenger RNA, 3167 nt
Organism: Polyodon spathula (Mississippi paddlefish)
Lineage: Eukaryota; Metazoa; Chordata; Actinopteri; Acipenseriformes; Polyodontidae
Exons: 10
Coding region: 170-2632 (820 amino acids)
Source: RefSeq, a predicted model, not a curated record
ACUUGAUUUUAAAUAAUAGCAAAUUGAAUUGGACUGACGGACAGGGCCUGAUUGAAAACCUCUGUUUUCUGAAGGAGACGACAACCCCAGUUCACUGACAUAGCUGAUUAGCAUUGUGUUUAUAACUGUGGUUCCAGUGCAGCCUGUGAUUAUAUGAUACCCCAGCAAGAUGGAUACAAUCAGGUGGACUUGGAAAGGAAUAAAUAUCCUGCAGGUGCUGUGGUACGCCCUGUCUCAACUCUUCACCAACACAGAGAUUCAGCAGCUUCCAACAAAGAGCUUGGGUCCACUUAACAGCUACAUCAACACAGACAGGCUUGCUGCGUUCCAAGCUGACAAUGGCAUGUACUGGUGCAGUGUGCCUCAUUUAUCAGGCAUGAACAACAUUGAGGCUGCAAGUCCCAUUAUUGAAGAGUGGUGUGUGUUCAAAGUGCUUAGUGCUUCUGAAGGGAAGAUCCUGCUGCAGGACAAGCACGGCAUGUACCUCAGCAGAAUUAACUGGGGAGGUGUUGGUGGGAUUGACUCCAUUAUGGCAAGCAAAGCUAAGCCUGACAUGUUCUGUGAAUUUGAAGUCUUCAUCGACAGUGGGAAAAUUAUCUUGAGAGCUGACAAUGGGAAGUUCCUGUGCAAAGUCGUCCAUGGUUCAAAUAAGAGGAACAUAGAGGCUGACAAAACUGCUCCAGAUGAAUUCUGCAGUUUUGCCGUCAGUAGUGGAGAACAAAAACCACCAACAAAACUUCCAACAAAGAGCUUGAGUCCACUUAACAGCUACAUUAACACAGACAGGCUUGCUGCGUUCCAAGCUGACAAUGGCAUGUACUGGUGCAGUGUGCCUCAUUUAUCAGGCAUGAACAACAUUGAGGCUGCAAGUCCCAUUAUUGAAGAGUGGUGUGUGUUCAAAGUGCUUAGUGCUUCUGAAGGGAAGAUCCUGCUGCAGGACAAGCACGGCAUGUACCUCAGCAGAAUUAACUGGGGAGGUGUUGGUGGGAUUGACUCCAUUAUGGCAAGCAAAGCUAAGCCUGACAUGUUCUGUGAAUUUGAAGUCUUCAUCGACAGUGGGAAAAUUAUCUUGAGAGCUGACAAUGGGAAGUUCCUGUGCAAAGUCGUCCAUGGUUCAAAUAAGAGGAACAUAGAGGCUGACAAAACUGCUCCAGAUGAAUUCUGCAGUUUUGCCGUCAGUAGUGGAGAACAAAAACCACCAACAAAACUUCCAACAAAGAGCUUGAGUCCACUUAACAGCUACAUUAACACAGACAGGCUUGCUGCGUUCCAAGCUGACAAUGGCAUGUACUGGUGCAGUGUGCCUCAUUUAUCAGGCAUGAACAACAUUGAGGCUGCAAGUCCCAUUAUUGAAGAGUGGUGUGUGUUCAAAGUGCUUAGUGCUUCUGAAGGGAAGAUCCUGCUGCAGGACAAGCAAGGCAUGUACCUCAGCAGAAUUAACUGGGGAGGUGUUGGUGGGAUUGACUCCAUUAUGGCAAGCAAAGCUAAGCCUGACAUGUUCUGUGAAUUUGAAGUCUUCAUCGACAGUGGGAAAAUUAUCUUGAGAGCUGACAAUGGGAAGUUCCUGUGCAAAGUCGUCCAUGGUUCAAAUAAGAGGAACAUAGAGGCUGACAAAACUGCUCCAGAUGAAUUCUGCAGUUUUGCCGUCAGUAGUGGAGAACAAAAACCACCAACAAAACUUCCAACAAAGAGCUUGAGUCCACUUAACAGCUACAUUAACACAGACAGGCUUGCUGCGUUCCAAGCUGACAAUGGCAUGUACUGGUGCAGUGUGCCUCAUUUAUCAGGCAUGAACAACAUUGAGGCUGCAAGUCCCAUUAUUGAAGAGUGGUGUGUGUUCAAAGUGCUUAGUGCUUCUGAAGGGAAGAUCCUGCUGCAGGACAAGCACGGCAUGUACCUCAGCAGAAUUAACUGGGGAGGUGUUGGUGGGAUUGACUCCAUUAUGGCAAGCAAAGCUAAGCCUGACAUGUUCUGUGAAUUUGAAGUCUUCAUCGACAGUGGGAAAAUUAUCUUGAGAGCUGACAAUGGGAAGUUCCUGUGCAAAGUCGUCCAUGGUUCAAAUAAGAGGAACAUAGAGGCUGACAAAACUGCUCCAGAUGAAUUCUGCAGUUUUGCCGUCAGUAGUGGAGAACAAAAACCACCAACAAAACUUCCAACAAAGAGCUUGAGUCCACUUAACAGCUACAUUAACACAGACAGGCUUGCUGCGUUCCAAGCUGACAAUGGCAUGUACUGGUGCAGUGUGCCUCAUUUAUCAGGCAUGAACAACAUUGAGGCUGCAAGUCCCAUUAUUGAAGAGUGGUGUGUGUUCAAAGUGCUUAGUGCUUCUGAAGGGAAGAUCCUGCUGCAGGACAAGCACGGCAUGUACCUCAGCAGAAUUAACUGGGGAGGUGUUGGUGGGAUUGACUCCAUUAUGGCAAGCAAAGCUAAGCCUGACAUGUUCUGUGAAUUUGAAGUCUUCAUCGACAGUGGGAAAAUUAUCUUGAGAGCUGACAAUGGGAAGUUCCUGUGCAAAGUCGUCCAUGGUUCAAAUAAGAGGAACAUAGAGGCUGACAAAACUGCUCCAGAUGAAUUCUGCAGUUUUGCCGUCAGUAGUGGAGAACAAAAACCACCAACAAAAGAUGGUGUUUGAGACCAGAUUGAGUUCAAGACUGCAGGACCCCACAAGCACUUGGCAUUAUCAAUUACUGUUCCACAUCCCUUUUCACCUGAUGUAACUACACAGCUACACUGCUUUCAAAAUGAAAUCUGGGAACACAGUGGAGAGAGUGCAAAGAAGAAGAACCAGACUAACCCUAGCGCUCAAUCAAUUAAGCUGCAAACAUAAGCUUUUUUAACAUAAUUUGCAUCAUUUGGUUUUGUUAAAAUAUAAUGAAGCAGUAUGUUAUUGAUAGGAUUAUUCAGCUUCAGAGAUGUGAUAUUACUGUAUGCUUGUAGUGGGUGUUUUAGACUGAAAUGUAACCAUAUUUGUAACACGUAUUCAAAUACUAAAAUGCAUUGCAACUAUAGGCCUAUACACAUGCAUAUUGCUGAAAUAGUAUUAAUACUGUUAGCUUGUUUAAAAAAAUACGCCAGACUGCCUGGAUUGUCUCAAAAAAGAAAAGCUAAAAGAAUUCAAAGCAGAUUUGUAUAACGCUCGAUUUAAAAUAAAACCAAAGCAUAUUUUA